AUGCUGGAUUCUCAAAUGGACAAAAAAGAUGCCUUCUUGAGCCAGAAGCGGACUCCUAGAAGAGGGGAGCAACAAGGAUGGAAUGACAGCCGGGGAACAGAGGUGAUACUUGAUAGAGCAGAGCGGAGAGCCUACAGGGAAUACCGACCCUAUGAGACCGAGAGGCAGGCGGACUUUACAGCUGAGAAGUUUUCAGAUGAAAAACCAGUGGACAGGUUUGAUCGAGACCGGCCACUGAGAGGACGUGGAGGCCCCAGAGGGGGCAUGAGAAGCAGAGGCAGAGGCGGUCCCGGGAACAGAGCUUUUGAUGCAUUUGACCAGAGAGGCAAACGAGAUUGUGAAAGACACGGUGGGAGUGAUAAAAUUGGCGUGGAGUUAACGGCCCCAAAGGAAGAGGCCCCGGUGGAGGAGGAGACCCUGGGCGCCCUGGAGGAGGAGUCUCCAGCCAGAGUUCCUGAGUUGGAGGUGGAAGAGGAAACUCAAGUUCAAGAGAUGACUUUAGAUGAGUGGAAGAAUCUCCAAGAACAAACCCGACCAAAACCUGAAUUUAACAUCCGGAAGCCAGAGUCCACUGUCCCCUCCAGAGCGGUGGUGAUUCACAGGUCAAAAUACAGGGAUGAUAUGGUAAAGGAUGACUAUGAGGAUGAGUCCCAUGUUUUCCGGAAAGCCGCCAAUGACAUCACAUCCCAGCUGGAGAUUAACUUUGGUAACCUCUCCCGUCCUGGACGUGGAGCCAGAGGUGGUACCCGGGGAGGCCGAGGAAGGACCAGAAGGGCAGAGAACUUCGGGCCCAGAGCAGAAGUAGUGACACAAGACAUUGCCCCCAAUCCGGAUGACCCUGAAGAUUUCCCUGCUCUGGCCUGAAAGAGCAGCACUGGUGUGCCCAUGAAGAGCCAUUUCCCUGGAAACUUGGAGCAGCACUGGUGUACCUAUGAAGAGACUUUUCUUGCUGUGGGGAAGAGUCAAACUCUAAGAACAAUAGAUGUUGCUUUUCGC
Messenger RNA from Dipodomys ordii (Ord's kangaroo rat), 996 nucleotides. RefSeq names its product hyaluronan binding protein 4 (gene Habp4). The transcript is spliced from 7 exons. Gene Ontology annotation, molecular function: RNA binding. Gene Ontology annotation, biological process: positive regulation of RNA splicing; positive regulation of translational initiation. Gene Ontology annotation, cellular component: cytoplasm; nucleus. Bases 1 to 864 code for a protein of 287 amino acids. NCBI's taxonomy places the organism in Eukaryota, Metazoa, Chordata, Mammalia, Rodentia, Heteromyidae. The record is from RefSeq and is a predicted model, not a curated record.